Molecule: messenger RNA, 2214 nt
Organism: Zerene cesonia (dogface butterfly)
Lineage: Eukaryota; Metazoa; Arthropoda; Insecta; Lepidoptera; Pieridae
Gene: Srp54
Product: probable splicing factor, arginine/serine-rich 7
Exons: 4
Coding region: 201-2069 (622 amino acids)
Cellular component (GO): nucleoplasm
Molecular function (GO): RNA binding
Source: RefSeq, a predicted model, not a curated record
AGCUGUGAUCUGUCAGUUGUCAUUUUUUGCUGUUCUCCAGCGUGUGUUGCGAAUUUCCUUACCUUUAAAUUUCAAGAAAGUUCUAUAUUAUCAAGACUAAUAAUGAAUAAUAAAUAAUCAUUAUUCAUCAUGUAGCAGAAAUUACACAACUUGAAAAGGAUUAUUCUUCGUUGAAAAACUGUACUUUAUGAGUCGCCUCCAUGUGUAAGUCUUCAAAAAUGGUUUCUAGCAGUACGAGGGUGAUACAGGUCACCAAUAUUGCGCCCCAAGCUACCAAAGACCAAAUGCAAACGUUGUUUGGGUACUUGGGGAAGAUUGAUGACAUUCGAUUGUAUCCCACGAUUAGGGACGUGUCUUGUCCGGUGCAGUCCCGAAUAUGUUACGUGAAGUACUACGAUGCGGCGACGGUAAAUGUCGCCCAGCACAUGACAAACACGGUGUUCAUAGAUCGUGCAUUAAUCGUCAUACCUAUGCAAUCUGGUGAAAUUCCAGACGAACAUAAAGCGCUAGAAAUGUCCAGUAAUGGCACUUUAGUGCCGGGUUUUAACACGGUUGAGCCGCGUCUGCCAGCUCACGUUGUUAAUUCUUUGGAGGGAAUGCCGCCAAAUCAAGUCAUACAAACAUAUGACCCUAAAAUGGCGGCAGCUGGUUUGCCGCCCUACCCGCCUAUCCCAGCUGCAUAUGAUUCACGCAAGAUAGAGGAGAUCCGAAGAACGUUGUUAGUAAUAAAUGUGGGUGAACUGACUCAUCAGCAGUUGGUUGAUCACUUCUGUCAGGCUGGGGAAGUAGCAUACCUGCGCUUUUGUGAACGGGAUGCAGAUAAACUCAAGUAUGCGUUGGUUGAAAUGACUGAACAAGAAAGUGUAUUGAAAGCUUUACAGUUAAAUGAUACCACGGUAGAGGGACAAACAAUAAAGGUACAUCAUGCAACCCAAGCUAUAUGCAAACCUCAAGCAAAGAGUAAUGAAGCUGCCCAACGUGAGAUUGAAGAAGCAAUGUGCAGGGUGAAAGAAGCACAGAAUUUAAUCUCUGCAGCAAUUGACCCAGUUAUUGGACUGUUAUCUAAGGACAAACGGAGGACUCGCUCCCGCUCUCGCUCGCGGCGCCGCUCCCGCUCGCGCCACCGCGCCAAGCGCUCACGCUCGCGGUCUAGACAUCGCUCGAGGAGGUCUAGAUCUAGGAACCGACACCGUUCUAGGUCUCGCUCUCGCCACCGCAGUUCUAGACGUUCUAGAUCUAGGUCACGUCACCGCACUUCAAGAUCCAAACGUGAUAAAUCCCGCGACCGUGACCGCGAUCGCGAUCGUGACCGCGACCGUGACCGUGACCGUGAUCGCAAAGAUAAGAAAGACUCUGAGAAGGAAAAAGAAAAACGGGAAAAAUCCAAGUCACCACCCAAAGAAGAGAAACAAGAAUCGAAAGUUGAAAUUGUGGAAUCCGAGACUAAUGGAGUCAAUUCCGAGACUAAAUCUAAAGCAUCUUCACCAACGGAAGAGAAAGAGAAGGUAGAACCGGAGAAAGAAAAGGGAAAAGAAGUGAAGGAGAGAACGCCCAUAAAGAAGAAGGAGCGGUCACGUUCCAGGGAAAGGGACAGGGAUAGGAAACGAGAUCGAUCGCGCUCCAAACGACGGUCCAGAUCCAAAUCCAAAUCUAGAAAGAAGCGAUCCAGGUCUAGGCGGAGAUCACGCUCUAAAGACCGAAAAAGGUCUCGCUCUAGAGAAAGAAAAAGGUCUAGGUCACGCAAACGGACUCGAUCCAGAGACAGGAAGAGGUCCCGAUCUAGAGACAGGAAACGGUCCAGAUCUAGAGACAGGAAACGGUCCAGAUCCAGAGACAGAAAAAGAACUUCGUCAAGAGAAAGAAAGCGAUCGCGGUCUAGAAGCCGCAGAUCGAAAAGUCGGUCUAUCAGAGACUCGAAGACGCCUCACGACAGGAAGUCGCGCGAUAUAACUCCAGCCCUUCCCCCGGUUGUUGAGGAGAAAAAUACUUCCAUUGUUGAAAAUACGUCCCCUGAAUUAGGAGAUGAAAAGAAUUCUCCAGACAACAUGGAUAUUUCCAAUUCGCCCUAGAUUAAACAAGUUACCGACGUUCAUGAAAUAGUUCAACAAGUUAUUUUUUUAAUGUGCUGUUUGUAUAAUUUGCCUUAUUGUUCUCAUUUUGCAUAACUAGUGUUUUUCGCAUAGUGUAAUUAAGUAAUAAAUCAAUUUAAUAAUA